Molecule: messenger RNA, 2757 nt
Organism: Daldinia childiae
Lineage: Eukaryota; Fungi; Ascomycota; Sordariomycetes; Xylariales; Hypoxylaceae
Exons: 8
Coding region: 1-2757 (918 amino acids)
Molecular function (GO): ATP binding; ATP hydrolysis activity
Source: RefSeq, a predicted model, not a curated record
AUGUCUAAUACUUCACUUGUGGAAAAUAUCAAUCCCCCCGUUAUGACCAAGGACGCGCCCGACAAGCCUAGUGAGAGUCAUACCCCAUCUCUAGAGAAUAGAGAUGCUCCUCAAGAUCCGGCCGAGGAAGAACCGCCGGCUAAGCCAGCAACUCUUGAAAAUUUCAUAACGUUGGCACACGAUAUCCGGACUGAAUUCAUGCUGCCAUGGGCUUUGUGCAAAACUUGGAAGGGAAUUGAAGAGCUUAUUAAACGAUCAUAUAGAAAUAAUGAGAGCGCAUUGAAGGAAAUCGAAGAAGGCAAGUAUCAACUCUAUACGGAUGGAAGAAUUAUCUUCCCCGACUACUGGGAGCAUCUGGUUAAGCCGGGAUGGAUAGUCGACAUACAGCUUGAUUCCAAACCUUGGAUCCGCAUAGGCUCGGAUUCAGACCCUUCCGAAGUUUCUGACACAGAUCAAGAUAAACUCGAAGAGGACGGCGAUGUUGAGGGCAGAUAUGAGGUGAAAGCCACGUAUACGAUCAACUACUACCGGAAGAAUCGAUAUGUUGAUGACGAAUUUCUAUACAGCGUGUCUAAAGACGAUCCUGUACCUCUGAAGACAUCGAGAAGUAAAGACGAGGCACUCCCUGUCCUGGAGGAGAAAACAACUGUGGUAUUGGGAGAGCGUGGCCGCCAUGACGCAUCUCGGUCCCGGUCCCGGUCCCGGCGUAAGGUCAAAGAUGCACCAAAAUUAGGCGACCGGGACCGCGUUCAGAAGAAACAUCUUCAAAUUCACUCUCGACUUUUGAUCAACGCUCUACGUGCGGUCAUGAAAUACUCAUCUGAAGCACCGUCUGGAGAUGAAGCGGAUGACUUAGAAGAAGGAGUAUUCGCAUAUCCUUAUAAGGAUUUAUUCUACCACCGUCAAGAGCUUUGGGAGUAUAAAACCCAAAUCGGUGGGAUUCGGGGAAAUCAUACCGAGGCUUAUAACGCCGAGUGUGACAAGCAUAUUGACUUUCUACUCCAGUACCUCGAAAACGAGCCUACCAUUCAGGUUAAGGGGUUGGAAGCUAGGUGGGCCAAAAAGGUGCCAACCACGACAUUUGCGGGACUUUGGCUUUUGCUAAAGCCAGGAUCCGACGUUUAUGUACUUGAAAAUGGACAGCUUAACGCGUAUAUAGUAGACGCGAUCUUUGAUGGUGUUGAACAUGUUUUCCAAGGGCUGUGGGCGAUCAACGUCAAAAGCUACUCUAUCCGGCUAUGGAAUCUUGUGUACGACGGCAAAGUUAUUAAAAGGAGAUCUAAAUUCGUCGACGUACCGGUUUUUGACAAUGAGCGGAACAUAACAUCAUUGCCAUUAUUUCCAACAAGGUUCCACGAUGAUUUAGACGGCGGCACGCGGCGAAAGGAGCUCAUUGAACGAGGGAAGAUGUUUUUCCGAUGUGCUAAAGGGUCUGCUUUCUUGGAGUAUACUGGUUCUGGAUUAAGACCGGGUUGGAAGAGAUAUAAUCGAGCCAGAGUGGUCGUUGAACACGAAUCUCAUCCAUGGAAUAGUUGGGAUCGGGAUGAUCAAGAUGCAAUGGAGGGUUGGAUACUGGAUGUGGAUGAGUACGAAACCGAUAUUAAAGAACGAGCAAAAACCCCUCAUUGUGAAUGCCAUCAUUGUAGCGAAGUGGAUGUUGGGAAAGAAAGAUACGUAUCGGGGACAUUCAGCGACUAUGAUAGCAUUGAUCCAAAGACUCGUGAGAGCCUUUCGGAUCACCAGUACCUCCUAUGCAUGUCUCAUAUGUUCGGAUUUAUCCUCAAAGAUCGCACAUACGAUCUUAUUGAUGUCAGCGGCCUUACCCCUCCAAGAAUUGCGAAAGACUCGAUUGAUCAGUUGGUCAUGAGGCCUGAAAGCAACAAGAAUACGAUCAAGGCUAUUGCUCAGACCUACACAGACAGUAAGAGUCAAGCUGAGCUGUUCAGCGCAGAUUUCAUCCAUGGAAAGGGUGAGGGCCAAAUUUUUCUCUUGCACGGACCUCCAGGUACCGGCAAGACACUCACAGCUGAAUCUGUUGCCGAAUACACAAAGAGGCCAUUGCUCAGCAUCACCGCAGCCGAUCUAGGUCAUGAGCCAGUCGAAUUGGAGAGAAAUCUCCUCAAGUUCUUUAGAGACGCCAAUAGUUGGGACGCCAUUGUACUUUUGGACGAAGCCGACGUGUAUCUGGAACGACGUUCAAGCAAUGAUCUUAAGAGAAAUAGUAUCGUGUCAAUUUUUCUACGCGCUCUUGAAUACUUCCAAGGCAUUCUGUUUCUAACUACUAAUCGUGUGGGCGACUUUGACGAGGCGUUCCUGUCUCGUAUCCAUGUGGCGAUCGGCUAUGAGCCCCUUGACGACGCAGCGCGGGACCAGAUCUGGAGUAACCUCUUCCGCAAACUUAAGGAAGAUCACAAGCACGGCGGACCGGAUAUCCAUUAUGAAUAUGAUGCUAAAGAAUAUGUUCGGAAGAGCGAAGAAAUCAAGAAGCUAGAAUGGAACGGUCGCGAAAUUCGUAAUGCUUUUCAAUCCGCCGUUGCGCUCGCGCUCUACGAUUCUAAGAAGGCUAGGGAAAGAGGCGCCUCAGUUGAGGAUUCUAUCCCGGAAGUCAAGGAGGCGCAUUUGAAAGAAAUUGCGCACAUGUCUACGGCGUUUAAGAAUUAUAUUACGUCUACUCAUCAAGGCGUCAAGGAUUCAGACAUGGCAUAUAGACUCGGAAUCCGAGAUGAUAACUUCAGUAAGUCUCAGAAGAUGGCAUGA